Messenger RNA from Ylistrum balloti, 670 nucleotides. RefSeq names its product protein kinase C and casein kinase substrate in neurons protein 1-like. Gene Ontology annotation, cellular component: plasma membrane; endosome; cytoplasm. The annotation marks the transcript as partial. Gene Ontology annotation, molecular function: phospholipid binding. Lineage: Eukaryota; Metazoa; Mollusca; Bivalvia; Pectinida; Pectinidae. The transcript is spliced from 4 exons. Gene Ontology annotation, biological process: cytoskeleton organization; plasma membrane tubulation; regulation of endocytosis. The record is from RefSeq and is a predicted model, not a curated record.
GAAUCUCCGGAAGAAACUGGGUAGUACGAGAGAAGUAAACUUUGACUUCCGAUGUGGUAAUUCCAAAAGCAACAAUUGAAGAAAAGUUGAUAAUCUGAGAAAAUUUUAAAUAAAAGUGGUCGUCAUGACAAACUAUGAGGAAUCCAUUCAGCCCACUAGUGACAGCUUUUGGGAAGUGGGAAAGUAUCAGAGAACUGUGAAGCGUGUAGACAAUGGUUACAAACUGUGUGACAGUCUUCGAAGUCUGAUAGAGUCGAGGAGCGAGAUCGAACGGAAUUAUGCCAAACAGCUAACACAGUGGACCAAAAGAUGGAAUGAAUACUUAGACAAAGGACCUGAGUAUGCAACUACACAAGGUGCGUGGAGAGGAUUGCUGCAGGAGGCAGAUAGCGUGGCAAACCUUCACACCUUGGUCGGAGAGAAUCUCAUGUCUAAAGCUUACGCAGACAUCAAACAGUGGCAGAAGGACAAUUAUCACAAAUCUAUGAUGCAUUUCAAAGAAACAAAAGAAAUGGAAGAUGGUUUCAAAAAGGCACAGAAACCAUGGGAGAAGAAAUAUACAAAGCUACAAGCUGCCAAAAAAGAGUACCACACAGCGUGUAGGAAUGAAAAAAGCACGGCCAACCAGGAGAAUAAUGCACGCGGAGACUCUGCUGUGUCACAAGAUCAG